AUGAUAUCCGACGUAAAGAAGAAACCAGCCUUCCUAGUAAAGGUCAAACGUAGAAUCGCAGCACUGAAAAGGUCUAUAGUCAGGUUCACGAAACGCACCGUAUCGUUCAUCGGAUGGGUACUAUGGAUCGCAGGAACAUCAGCCGUCACUUUGGUAGGGCCGGUCAUAUUCCACUACGACAAGGAGUGCCAGCUACUAGAAAUGCAACAACAGAUCUUUCAAGCACAACAGGCAGCAACAGCGCCACUACUCAAUUGA
Molecule: messenger RNA, 258 nt
Organism: Babesia sp. Xinjiang
Lineage: Eukaryota; Apicomplexa; Aconoidasida; Piroplasmida; Babesiidae
Exons: 1
Coding region: 1-258 (85 amino acids)
Biological process (GO): intracellular protein transport
Cellular component (GO): mitochondrial outer membrane
Source: RefSeq, a predicted model, not a curated record